AUGGCAGAACAAAUCUCAGCCGCAUCAAAUGGCACGAAUGCCACCAAAACGCCUACCCUAACAGCGACUUACUCUUCUCCCAUCAACCCCUCCUUCACACACACACAAACCCUUCCCUCCCCCGCUGAGAAAACAGCUUAUCUCGCCGCGCUUCGGAAGGCAACAGCCGAAAUGCAAGACACAAUAAACAAGGAGCUCACCACGCGCAUGGAGGAUGACAAGAAACUUGCAGAAGGAGCCACCAGUGGGACCAAAAUCGACGAGGCAAAGGAGGAAGACAAUUAUGGAGAGGAGGUGGUUGAAGAAGACUGA
Molecule: messenger RNA, 312 nt
Organism: Hymenoscyphus albidus
Lineage: Eukaryota; Fungi; Ascomycota; Leotiomycetes; Helotiales; Helotiaceae
Source: the annotation of a GenBank genome assembly